Aspergillus fumigatus Af293 is the source of this 306-nucleotide messenger RNA. RefSeq lists its product as uncharacterized. The transcript has 2 exons. Lineage: Eukaryota; Fungi; Ascomycota; Eurotiomycetes; Eurotiales; Aspergillaceae. The record is from RefSeq and is a predicted model, not a curated record. Bases 1 to 306 code for a protein of 101 amino acids.
AUGCCGAAGAAGGACCGAGGAGGAGUGGAGAGGGGAUCAGAAAUAUAUAGGGACAAAGCGCAGCGCAAGACACUCAAGAAGUCCAAGAGGGGAAAGUCUGGGUCUGGGAAGAAAGAGAGGGGAGAGGAGGAUGAAGCCGCGCAGAGUGUUCGUGGCUGGGCUUUCUCGACGGGGGCGGCCCAAGCUGCGGUCCUCGCUACUAUGACGCUACAGGGACAGCAACAGCAACAAGCAAAAAAACAACAAAGCAGUUUGAUCCACGUUGCGUUUUCUCUCUUGAUUCUAUCGAUCCUCAGCUCCUUUUAA